AUGGCAACUGCUCGACGACAUUGUUCAUCAAUGGAUAUACAAACCAUCACCACUGACCUUCUCAACACCAUCUUCAACCAGGAUGAUUCUGCUCUUGAUGCUUGGAACAGGUUGGAACGUCUUUCUCAAGGAAGUAAGUCUACUAGGGCUCUCCAUCUUGACACUCUAUUUACCACCACCAAGAUCGAUCUGUUUUCCGGUGUGAAGCCAUACUGCAGCCGCAUAAAGUUGUUGUCCGAUCACCUUCGCAGUGUUGGAGCCCUUGUGUCGAAUGACCGCAUGGUCCUCCUUCUUCUUCAAGGUCUUUCUGCAGACUAUAAAUCCUUUCGCACAAAUGUGCAGCACUGCGUGCCUCUCCCACCCUUUGAAGAGGUCCGGUCUAUGUUGGAGUUUGAGGAGGACUCUCUCACCAACGACGGAAUUUCUGGUACACCUUUUGAAACUGCUUUCUUUUAUUCUAAUAGUAAUGAUUCUGUUAGUCAUGAUACUCCACAGGACACCAACAAAAAUCAUCACAACAGAAACAACAAUUCCAAUUACAAAGGGAAAAAGAACAACUGUGGUCGCAGUGGGAACAACCACUGUAACAACAACCGACAUAAUGGUUCCUCUGGUGGUCAAAACCAACAGUCACUGUCCAACGACCAAUAA
Molecule: messenger RNA, 651 nt
Organism: Spinacia oleracea (spinach)
Lineage: Eukaryota; Viridiplantae; Streptophyta; Magnoliopsida; Caryophyllales; Amaranthaceae
Exons: 1
Coding region: 1-651 (216 amino acids)
Source: RefSeq, a predicted model, not a curated record